Molecule: messenger RNA, 594 nt
Organism: Coccomyxa subellipsoidea C-169
Lineage: Eukaryota; Viridiplantae; Chlorophyta; Trebouxiophyceae; Coccomyxaceae
Product: MT-A70
Exons: 5
Coding region: 1-594 (197 amino acids)
Cellular component (GO): RNA N6-methyladenosine methyltransferase complex; nucleus
Molecular function (GO): methyltransferase activity
Source: RefSeq, a predicted model, not a curated record
AUGAGCAAACAUGCAAGUGCACCCGAAGGCGGCUAUGACUGCAUUGUGAUGGACCCGCCGUGGGAGAACAAGUCAGCCAAGCGCAGUGGGCACUACCCCACCCUGCCCUCCCGCCAUCUGCUCAGCAUCCCCAUCGCACGCCUGCUCAACCAGCAGGGAGGACUGCUGGCGCUGUGGGUGACUAACCGGGAGCGGCUGCGCCGAUUUGUGGACCAGGAGCUGCUGGCGAAGUGGGGCCUGGAGCAGGUCGCUACCUGGUUCUGGCUCAAAGUGACCAACAGCGGCCAGCUUGUGUCUCCCCUGGAGGUGGCGCACCGGCGGCCAUAUGAAGCUCUGCUGCUGGCCCGGCUGCGCCCGAGCGCCGCGUCAGGGAGUGACACCAAUGAAGAGGGUCGCGCAGUGCGCAACAUGGUGUUUUUGGCUGUGCCGGGUGAGCACUCGCGCAAGCCGCACAUCGGUAGCUUGCUAGCGCCGCACCUGCUCGCGCAGCCGGCCUGCCUCGAGAUGUUUGCCCGCGAGCUGGCGGCUGACUGGACAUCCUGGGGGAAUGAGGCGCUGCGAUUCCAGACACUGGACCAUUUCAUAGACAAAUAG